Messenger RNA from Sesamum indicum (sesame), 1778 nucleotides. RefSeq names its product glycerophosphodiester phosphodiesterase GDPD6. Gene Ontology annotation, molecular function: glycerophosphodiester phosphodiesterase activity. NCBI's taxonomy places the organism in Eukaryota, Viridiplantae, Streptophyta, Magnoliopsida, Lamiales, Pedaliaceae. The record is from RefSeq and is a predicted model, not a curated record. Gene Ontology annotation, cellular component: vacuole. Gene Ontology annotation, biological process: lipid metabolic process.
AAUCCUUUACAUCAUCCACAUCGGAUAAAGAGCCCAGCUUUGAUCGAAUUUCAAAUCAGUUUUCUAAGCAUCAACAAGUCAAUCUCGGCCCUCAAUCUUGAUCCCUCAAACCCCCUUAGAUCGAAGGUUGUCUUUCAUUUCAAGCUCACCAUUUUCUAGUUUAACAAAUUUGAAGAAUAUUCGCAUCAUCCCAUGUAAAUCCGCGGCGAAGAAUCUGAGAAGAAAGAUUAUUGAUGUUUUCUUAAAACGGGUGUUUCGCAUUAAAGAUCAGAUAUUGGAAACGAAUUUUUGGAGUGUGGAAGGGCACAGCAUCAAUGGCUUCACCCCGUCUUGUUCCUUUCGUGCUUCUACUACUUUUUGUUGGAUGUUCUGCAAGAGCUCUUUACCCACUCCCUAGCAGGAGAAAUGAUAGAAACAGACGACCACUCCAGACAUUUCGUGCAUAUAACGUUGCACAUCGUGGUUCAAAUGGCGAACUUCCUGAAGAAACUAGUGCUGCAUACAUGAGAGCUAUUGAUGAAGGUGCUGAUUUCAUAGAAUCAGAUAUCUUGGCCUCCAAAGACGGUGUUCUCAUAUGCUUCCAUGAUGUAAACCUUGAUGAUACAACAAAUAUAGCCAAUCACACGGAAUUUUUAGACCGAAAGAGGACCUAUGAGGUUCAAGGGGCCAAUAUUACUGGCUAUUUCACAGUUGAUUUCACGCUAGAGGAGUUAAAGUCACUACGGGUGAAGCAGAGAUACUCUUUCCGGGACCAACAGUACAAUGGAAAGUUUUCCAUCAUUACAUUUGAAGAGUUUAUUUCAAUCGCUCUGGAUGCACCCAGAGUUGUAGGAAUAUAUCCAGAGAUAAAGAAUCCAGUAUUCAUCAAUCAACGUGUAAAGUGGUCCAAUGGUAAGAAAUUUGAGGACAUAUUUGUUGAGACACUCAAGAAGUAUGGAUACGAAGGUUCUUACUUGUCAAAGAAGUGGCUGAAACAACCUGCUUUUAUUCAGUCAUUCGCCCCAACAUCUCUUACGUACAUAUCAAACCAGACUGACCUGCCCAAGAUUUUUCUAAUUGAUGAUACGACGGUACCAACUCAAGAUACAAAUCAGUCAUUUUGGGAGAUCACUUCAGAUCAUUACCUCGACUAUAUCAAAGAGUAUGUUAUGGGAAUUGGACCCUGGAAGGAUAACCUGGUUACUUCUUCAAAUAAUUAUCUACAAACCCCCACCGAUCUUGUAGCCAGAGCCCAUGCACAUAACCUUCAGGUGCACCCUUACACCUUCCGAAAUGAGAAUCAGUUUUUGCACUUCAACUUCAGUCAAGACCCUUAUAAAGAAUACGAUUAUUGGAUAAACAAAAUAGGGGUUGAUGGGCUCUUCACAGACUUCACCGGGAGCUUCCACCAAUAUCAGGAAUGGACUUCCCCAUUCUCAUCUAGUGAGAAAGAUGCAUAUAAUCUUCUCGACAAGAUUGUUGCGAUGAUCUCAAAGUUCAAGCACAGUUAGUGUUAUUCUUCAGUUAGUUGGACUUAUUACUAGACUCAGGCUCACAGAAAUUUGCCUUGUUCCAUAUAUUUCUGUUUUAUACCCAAAGAUGUGCCUUCAAGAAUCCUUCAAGAUCGGACGAAUCGAACUGGUUUUCUGCUGGGGGUGAUUUGGGGUAGAAUAACUGAACUUUGGUUGUAGAGAAUGAGGAAAUAAUUUUGCUUAUGUUUUUCUGAAGACAUUUCUGUGGAUCGCAGUGUACAUAGGAGUUUAAUGCAUUGGCUUUGCCUUUUCUCCUCUAAGCCCAAA